ACAAGAUUUCACACAAUUUUCAACGAAGAUGCAGCUGAGGAGGGUCUGAACCAGGUAGCCGAUGGCCGGUAUUUAUAUAGUCAGCAAGUAGCGCCAAGCGGCGGCAAGUUCAAACCAAUUUGGCGACCUUUGGCACAAACUAACCACCAAUGGGCGCAAAGUAGCCGUCUAUUGGCGCGAAUGGCGCCAUAUGGCACCCAGUUUAUUCCACUUGGCGACACAUGCCGAGCGGACAUUAAUUCGGCGCCACAGCGAGCCACUACGCGCCAAUCACAUAAUCUUUGGCGCGACUGACACCAACUGGCGCUGGCCCAGUGGACUCCUAGCAACAUGGCUCAGACUCAGAGAUCUUCAGCUACUAGCGGAGAAAUUCAACUGAAGACAGUCGAAAUGCACACAAGUGGUGGGCCACUUCGUAUAGUAGUUGCUGGUUAUCCCACAAUUGAGGGAGAAACGAUUCUCGACAAACAACGAUUUGCACGGGAGAAGUUUGAUCAUUUACGGAAGAUGUUGAUGUUCGAACCGCGCGGCCAUUAUGACAUGUUUGGUUCGAUUUUGGUCGAACCUAACUUAGAAGGGGCAGACAUUGCGACUUUGUUUAUUCACAAUGAAGGCUACAGCCCCAUGUGCGGCCAUGGUGUAAUUGCUUUGGGUCGUUUUGCCGUGGACAACGGCUACGUAAAGCCUCAGAUACCAGAAACUGUGGUAGCAGUGCAGUGUCCGUGUGGACUGGUGAACGCAUUCGUCGAGUACGAUGGAAAGAAAACUGGGCGUGUCAGAUUCCACAGUGUGCCCGCCUUUGCAUUUGCUCUCGGUGCUAACGUGAAUGUACCAGGACACGGUGAUAUCAAAGUGGACAUUGGAUAUGGUGGCGCCUUCUACGCCUUCAUCACAGCACAAGAAUUUGGUCUUGAUGUCAGGACAAGUCGUGUCCGUGAUAUCGCUAUUCUCGCUACCUCUGUUAAGAAUGCUGUCAAGGCGCAGGUUCCACUGAGCCACCCAAUAAAUGACCUUGCGUUCCUUUAUGGAGUGAUUGUUACUGAUGGUGAUGAUGAAUGGAGUGACAAACCAACUGCCAACAUAUGCGUCUUCGCUAAUGCUCAGGCUGAUAGGUCCCCGUGUGGGUCAGGAACAACAGCUCGCGUUGCAGUACAAUAUGCAAAAGGUCAGAUUGCCCUUGGUCAAACCCGUCGCUCAGAGAGUGGCAUAAGUGGCACCAUUUUCACAGGUAAACCCAUUCAGACAACCAAGUGUGGUUCUUUAGAUGCAGUUAUUGUUGAGGUCUCAGGGAAAGCGAAUUACAUCGGAGAAGCAACUUAUACUCUAGAGGAAGACGAUCUGGUUGGAAAAGGUUUUUUGUUGAGAUAGAUCAAAAAGUGACGUAACUUAAUUGUCUUUCUUUAAAAAAAAAUUGGCUUAUUCUAAUUUAAAUGUACUUUUUACAUUAUAUUAAAAGGAACACACCCAUGGUAACCCUUACCCGGCACAUGGGGUUUUAGUAUUUUAUUUUACUAUUAAAUUAUUACGUAAGAAUAUGCAACCGUACAUUGUUAUGCACUUGAUCGAUGCAUUUGCUCAACAUUAUCAACGGUCUAUUUCAAGGAUGUGUGGUUUCAAUGACGGCGUUGUGAUGGAUUGGCUGCUUCCAGAAACCCCAAAUUUUGCACGAGAAAAAAAAUACGUGUGCACGAGAUAAUUAAUUCGUGCGCACCAUAAUAAUCAUGUCGUGCGCACCAGAUAAUAAUGUAGUGUGCGCGAGAUUUGUUGCGCGGACGAGAUGUCUUUUAAUAAACAAUUUUAUUCUUUUUAAUAAUUGUUAUGUAUUUUUUUUAUAAACAAUUAAUUUUUAACGAAUGAAGUGUGCACGAGAAAAUGUGCACCAUUAUGUCGUGCGCACUAGAUAAUAAUGUAGUGUGCACGAGAUAUCUUGUGCGCACGAGGUAAUCAAUGUUCUAAAUAUCCCAAAUAUCCCUUUAGGGCCUCCGUAAUAAAUUAUACAACUGCCAUGAUAUUGUGUACACAAACUAAUGAUGGUAUGCGUUCAUUCCCUUAAGCAAAAUGUUUCGGUAAAACUUACUCCUCUAAUAGGUUUCACUUGGUUAAAGGCAGUGUACACUAUUAGUUAUUACUCAAAAUAAUUAUUAGCAUAAAAACUUACUUGGUAACGAGUAAUUGGGAGCUGUUGCUAGUGAGAAACGACGCCUUGUGAAUUAACCUAGUUUUCGUGAAAGAAGUAAUUUUCAACGAAUCAAGCAAUAUCUGAAAGCACACAACGUCGUGUGACAAGAGG
Asterias rubens (European starfish) is the source of this 2290-nucleotide messenger RNA. Its product is annotated as trans-L-3-hydroxyproline dehydratase-like. Lineage: Eukaryota; Metazoa; Echinodermata; Asteroidea; Forcipulatida; Asteriidae. The record is from RefSeq and is a predicted model, not a curated record. Gene Ontology annotation, molecular function: hydro-lyase activity.